Ornithorhynchus anatinus (platypus) is the source of this 1128-nucleotide messenger RNA. It is a transcript of the gene FAM219A, whose product is annotated as family with sequence similarity 219 member A. NCBI's taxonomy places the organism in Eukaryota, Metazoa, Chordata, Mammalia, Monotremata, Ornithorhynchidae. The record is from RefSeq and is a predicted model, not a curated record. The coding region runs from base 465 to 1025 and encodes 186 amino acids. The transcript is spliced from 6 exons.
CCCCUCCCCCGGUGCGGGUCGGUGAGCGAGGAGGGGGCUCCGCCCCCGUCCCGGACCGAUGCGGGCGGGGGCCGCGUCCCGGAGCCGGAAGUGGAGUUGCCGAGUCACCGCCCUGGCCGCCCGUCCGGCUGUCAGGGAGCCCCCGACCCGCUGACCGGCCCGACCGAGGGAUGAGGCGGACCGCGGCCGACACCGCCCCGGCUCCCGCGCCAGCCUCAGCUCCCGCACCGCCUCCCGCCGCGGCCGCGGCUCCCGCAUCCGCUCCAGCCCUUGCAGCGGCUCCGGCCCCGGCUCCCGCAUCAGCCGCAGCUCCCGCAUCCGCUCCAGCCCUUGCAGCGGCUCCGGCUCCUGCUCCCGCAUCAGCCGCAGCUCCUGCCUCGGCCUCCGGUCCUGCCCCGGCCCCGGGCCCGGCCCGCCCCUCGCCCCCUCGAGGCUGAGCGGGGCUCCCGGCCCCCCCCGGCACCAUGAUGGAGGAGAUCGACCGGUUCCAGGUGCCCACGGCGCACUCGGAGAUGCAGCCUCUGCAGGACCCAGCCGCUGCCUCCAUCUCGGACGGAGACUGCGACGCCCGUGAGGGGGAGACCGUGGCCAUGAAUUACAAACCGUCCCCGCUGCAAGUGAAGUUGGAGAAGCAGAGGGAGCUGGCCCGGAAGGGCUCUCUGAAGAACGGCACCAUGGGCAGUCCCGUCAACCAGCAGCCCAAGAAGAACACCGUCAUGGCCCGGACAAGGCUGGUCGUCCCCAACAAGGGCUACUCCUCGCUAGACCAGAGCCCGGAUGAGAAGCCUUUGGUGGCACUGGACACAGACAGCGAUGACGACUUCGACAUGUCCAGAUAUUCCUCUUCUGGAUACUCCUCAGCCGAGCAGAUCAACCAAGACUUGAACAUCCAGCUGCUGAAGGACGGCUACCGGUUAGACGAGAUCCCGGACGACGAGGACCUCGACCUCAUCCCCCCCAAGUCCGUCAACCCCACCUGCAUGUGCUGCCAGGCCACCUCCUCCACCGCCUGCCACAUCCAGUAACGGCCACGGCGGGCGCGGGCGGGGGGCGGGCGGGCGUCUGCACCCGGCCCCCCUCCCCAACAACUGUAAAACUUCUUAACUGUCAUGGCUUCCUCCUAUGGUA